CCCACUAAAGAAAAUGAGAGCUCGCGUGUGACGCGUUUGUGUAUCCUCAAGUGUUUUUUAGUGUUAAUGAAGAGAUGGAUGUGAUUUGCUGUAAAUCAGAAGAAACUGAUGAGGGUUUACAGGAUGAUGAAUCUACUGAUCAAACCUCCACAGAGUCUCUGGAUUCUGUCUGUAACGCUGGAGAACAGCAGCAGAUCCUGCAGACCAAUCUCAAGAUGUGUUCAGUCAAACUCAUCGACUGCAGGAACCUCAUGAUGAAGAUCAAAACUGAACCCACAGAAGAUGAUUAUGUAGACAAUCAUAAUGGUGAUGUGAAGAGUGAACCAUAUUCAGAAGAGCGAUGGACAGCACAAACUCUUUCCUGCAUCACCUGUGGAAAGACAUUCAGCUCACAGAGACAUUUAGAGAGACAUGAGAGAAAACACACAGAACAGAAACUCUUCACCAGAUCUGAGAUCAGCUUUACUACCAUACAAGAGAAGAAACUUCAUUCAGAAGAGCACACAGACAGGAAGAAGAAGAAGAAGAAGAAGCAGUUUCAAUGUGAGCAGUGUGGGAAGAUUUGUGUCUCUUCUUCUAAUCUGAACAUUCACAUGAGGACACACAGUGGUGAAAAACCUUUCAACUGCACUCAAUGUGGCAAAUGUUUCAGCACCAAUGGAUAUCUUGUUGUUCAUCGGAGAAUUCAUACAGGAGAAAAACCUUACAAGUGUCCUCAAUGUGAGAAGAGAUUCAGACAACAAGGCGAUCUAAAGAGACACAUGCGUUUACACACUAAAGAGAGACCGUAUCAGUGCAGUCAAUGUGACAAAAAAUUUAGGGAUUCAGGUUCAUUAAAAUUACACAAGAAUAUUCACUCUGAAGAAAAACACUAUCAAUGUUCACACUGUGAUAAACGUUUUAGUCUUCAAUACAGUCUUAUAGCCCAUGAGAGUAGUCAUACUAGAGAGAAACUUUACAUCUGUACCAUCUGUGGGAAGAGUUUUAAACAACAUGCCAAUUUAGUUUCACACCAGAGAACUCAUACAGGUGAAAGACCUUACAAAUGCUCUCAGUGUGAGAAGACUUUUGCUCGAUCAAAUGUCCUGAAAACCCAUCAGAGAGUUCACACCGGAGAGAAACCUUACCACUGUAAUGUUUGUGGGAAGAGUUUUAGACAACGUGACAAUUUAGUAAGGCACCAGCAAAUUCAUACAGGUGAAAGACCUUACAAAUGCUCUCAGUGUGGGAAGACGUUUGCUCAGUCAAAUAACUUAAAAGCCCAUGAGAGAAUUCACAGUGAAGAGAAACCUUACGUCUGCUCUCAAUGUGGAAAGAGCUUCUUUGAUCCAUCUCAUUUGAGGAUUCAUCUGAGAGUUCAUACCGGAGAGAAACCUUACAACUGCAAUGUUUGUGGGAAAAGUUUUAAUCAACAUGCCAAUUUAGUGUCACACCAGAGAACUCAUACAGGUGAAAGACCUUACAAAUGCUCUCAUUGUGAGAAGACGUUUGUACGAUCAUAUUCCUUAAAAAUCCACGAGAGAAUUCACACUGGAGAGAAACCUUACGUCUGCUCUCAAUGUGGAAAGCGCUUCACUGAUUCACAUUCUAUCAAAGUUCAUCUGCGAGUUCACACCGGAGAGAAACCUUAUUUCUGUAAUGUCUGUGAGAAGAGUUUUAGUCAACAGUCCAACUUUCUAAUGCACCAGAGAACUCAUACAGGUGAAAGACUUCAUAAAUGUUCUCAAUGUGAGAAGACGUUUGCUCGAUCAGAUGCCUUGAAGACCCAUCAGAGAGUUCACACAGGAGAGAAAUCUUACCACUGAGAUUUGCUCAUUUCAGAAGUUUGCAGUGUCAUCAGAAGAACAAACUACACUGAAAUCAUCAUAGCGUCACAACCUGUAAACGAUAUGCAAAAGGUACAAAUCCCAAAGUAAACGAUGACGUGAAGCUCUUUUUCUGGACUACAACAAACACACGGAUUGUAGGCAACAGUUUACUUCCUGGUAUUGGUGAUGUAGUAAAGACCGACAUUAUCAUAAUUCCUCCCACUUCAGACCCACAACCUGUAAGUUAAUUCCUGUCAGCAUUACAUUGUGACUGAAUCUUUCAAACAUGGUAAGGAGCGUCACAUUUCCAGCUGACGUCAGAGGUAUUCAGGCCAAUCACAACGUACAGAUUAGCUGACCAAUCAGGGAUACAGCGCUUUUCAAAUCUAUGAGUUUUGUACAAAAAUCUGCGCGUUUCAGGAAAAGACGGAAAUCUGUAGCUACAGAAAUGUACAAAACCAAAUACACAAAACAACAUUGUUUUUUAGCAAUGAAAUAGGUGCACUUUAAUGACUUGUAAACUAUGUAGAAUUAUGCACUAAAUACUUUGUUGGGGCUUAUUUUGCAUGAAUUACUGCUUCAAUGUGGCGUGGCAUGAAGAUGAUAAGCCUGUGGCACUGAUGAGGGCUUUUUGAAGCCAAAGUUGCUUUAAUAGUAAUACACAAAAAGUACAACAACAGCAUGCAUAAUAGUAGUACUGUCUUAAUAUAGUAUGACUGUGUGACAAUAUGGUUUGUUUCUAUUUAAUAAACGGUUUCAAUUCUUGA
Molecule: messenger RNA, 2575 nt
Organism: Paramisgurnus dabryanus
Lineage: Eukaryota; Metazoa; Chordata; Actinopteri; Cypriniformes; Cobitidae
Source: RefSeq, a predicted model, not a curated record